GAACUGCUUGUUCCCAGAAGGUUGAGCUGGCUGUAAAGCACACCAGGUCUAAUAAUUAAUUAAUGUACCCUAACUGCAGGGUUGGCUUCCUCCACUGUGGACGAGCAGUGUUCAGCUGGCAGCAGCAGCAGCAGCAGCAGCAGCAGCAACAGUACAGCUAACGUCGUCUCUUAGGACAGUGUUGUACCAGAGAGGACACAGAUAGAGGAGAGCGGCAGAAAAGCGUGCAUGGGAGAGAGCUGCCUGCACCACGGUUACCAUUAAUCACUCAGGGCCAUUGUGGUCCUGUCCUGUACACGGCGCCAGUACAGUCAGGAAGGCAGACAGAGAGGAGGAGGAGAAGGAGCAGUUGGAGAGGGAGAGAGGGGGGCAGGGUGGCUGUAGGGAGACAGAGAAUGGUUGGAGAUCAGCCUGUGUGUCCACCUCAGCUCCUACUGCGGGGCUGGGGAGCAGUACUGCUGUCCCAGUGCUUGUCCUCCGUCUUCUCCCAGAUCCCGGAUCCUGAGCUCCUACCCACAGACCCCCCAAAGAAGCCAGACCCAGUGACCUCAGAGACUGUUGUUUUCUGGGGGCUGCGUCUGUGGCAGGUCAUCGGCAUCUUCUCAAUAUUUGUUCUGGCAGUUAUCAUCACUCUGUGCUGUAUAUUCAAAUGUCGAAUCCCAAGAACCAAAAAGGAAAUAGAAGCGCGUCACACUCAGAGACAGGCCGCCAAGAAAUAUGCCGAAACACUGGACACAGUGCCACCACUCAACGAGCUGACGGAGAUCCCAGGAUCUGCCAAGGCAGAAGUAAAGGAAGAGGUGACAACGGUCUCUGGGAAAGUGGAUAAUGAAAAAGGAGAGAAAAAGAAAAAGGAAGGCAAAAAGGAAGGCAAAGAAGCAAAAGAAGGGAAAAAAGAUGAAGACGAUGGGACAAAAAAGAAAGGUGAGAAAGGUGAGAAAGGUAACAAAGGUGAAAAGAAAACGUCCAAAAAUGCAGAUGAUGAAGGAAAAGGGAAGAAAUCGGGAGGAAAAGGUGGAGCGAAAGCGGGAGCCAAAGGAGGAGCCAAGAAAUCUCAAAAAUGAACUGCAUUUAGGUGACAACAACUGCAUAAAGACACUUUCAUAUUUUUCACUGCAACCACUUUGGACACUUUUUUUCUUAAAUGAAAUUUGUACAGAGAUUAUAUUUACAAUAAAGGAAAAAAAAUGACGUCUAAAAACGUGGUGGUGUUUUCUUUUCAAUAACAGAUUCAAAAAUAGAAGUACAGUAAAAUUACAGGUUUAUUGACAUAUUCACAAUUUACCAACAAACACAAGAGCAGAAAAUAUUUUGUGACUUCAUUCAAGGUUUACAGCAAUAUCUACAUCAUGCCUACUUUUGGAUGUAAGAAUGAGAGGUGUCCUGAAAAACACACGUUCACACAAUGUUUCUAUAAGAUCACCGUCUACAACAGUUCUGCACGAGAUAAAUAAUAAUAAUAAUUAAAAAAAAACAACUCUCAAAACAUUUACUUCCAUGGGAGGUAUUUUCAAAAAACAUCAAAAUACAACAUUAGCUCUAUGGUUAUUGGCCGUACUUUACAAUUGACUUCAAAACACAAUCAUAGUACAUCAUACAAUCAGAAUAGAAUACUGUAUUAUCUGUUAAUAAAGUGCUCAAAUGUCAUUUUCCAAGGUUUUGUUUGUUUGUUUUUUACAAAAAAUGUUUCAUGCUCCGGAACCAUCCAACCAUGUUUGGAUUUAGAAACUGAGUUUAACAGUGUGUUUGAGAUUUUUGCAUGCUUUGAGUUAUUUAUUCAUAGCUUAGUCAUCAUAAUGCAACCCAUUGAAUCCAUAUACAGUAUGUAACACUCUACGUAUAGCUUUACAGAUACAAUAAAAACAUAUCUGAAUAGUUUCAGGCUUUUUUACAAAUCAAAUGUUUUUGUUGAAAUUACUCUUUUUAUUUAAUCAAUCUCUAGUGUAUUGUAAAGGUGAGACUUAUUUAUUGAUGCUGACAAAGUUGGAUGAAUUAAUCUGUUUAUCUGUAAACCAAGUGUAACCUAUGGUUUAGUUGAGUUUGGAAACACCUUUGUAUUAGUUAAUACACCUCAUUUAAUAAUUGAGGUGUAAAAAUUAUUAUUAUUUUCAUAAUCAAUUCAUUUAAACAUAUAUAUAAAUGUUUUUGAUUACUAAUAAGUAAUUAACACAUUUAGGCAGUUUCAUAUCUGAUGUGUAAACCUUGAAAUAAAAAAAAUUAAAAAAGUAUUUUCCAAAGGAAAAAGAAAUGUUGCUGAUAAGGCGGCACAGGCUGUGAUUCCCCGCUGGCUCUGACAUGCCUGUCACGAGGUGUCGUUCCUCUUUUGUCUCCCUUGCUUUUGUAGAAAAAAAAUAAAUAAAAAAAAGUUUUGUUUUUGUUGAGUUGCAGAAAUAGAGAAACAAUGUUGUCACUCCAGUGCACUCAGCUUUCUUUCAAUGGCAAAAACAACAAAACGGA
Cynoglossus semilaevis (tongue sole) is the source of this 2457-nucleotide messenger RNA. It is a transcript of the gene tmie, whose product is annotated as transmembrane inner ear. NCBI's taxonomy places the organism in Eukaryota, Metazoa, Chordata, Actinopteri, Pleuronectiformes, Cynoglossidae. The transcript is spliced from 4 exons. The record is from RefSeq and is a predicted model, not a curated record. The coding region runs from base 396 to 1064 and encodes 222 amino acids. Gene Ontology annotation, biological process: sensory perception of sound; inner ear morphogenesis.